Taeniopygia guttata (zebra finch) is the source of this 959-nucleotide messenger RNA. Its product is annotated as prolyl-tRNA synthetase associated domain-containing protein 1. Gene Ontology annotation, molecular function: aminoacyl-tRNA deacylase activity. The record is from RefSeq and is a predicted model, not a curated record. Lineage: Eukaryota; Metazoa; Chordata; Aves; Passeriformes; Estrildidae.
CGCGGGCGGGGCGGGGCGGGGCGGGGCGGGGCGCGAUGGCGGCCGAGCUGCGGGAGGCGCUGGAGCGGCGGCUGCGGGACCUGGGCAUCGCCACCGUCAUCGCCGAACACCCCCAGGUGUUCACUGUUGAAGAAAUGAUGUCCCACGUCCAACAAAUGGAAGGAGGUCACAGUAAAAACCUGUUUCUUAAAGACAAAAAGAAGAAAGGGUUCUGGCUGGUGACCGUCCUGCACAACAGGCAGGUCAAUUUGAACGAACUUGGUAAAAAACUGGGUGUUGGAAGUGGAAACCUAAGAUUUGCUGAUGAGAACGCCAUGCUGGAAAAGCUCAAAGUGGGUCAGGGCUGUGCCACGCCGCUCGCCCUCUUCUGUGACCAGGGGGAUGUAAGGCUGGUGCUGGAUGCUGCCUUGCUCCAUGGGGGCCAUGAAAAGGUGUAUUUUCAUCCAAUGACAAAUUCUGCAACCAUGGGCUUAAGCCCUGAUGACUUCCUGAAGUUUGUGAGAUCAACAGGCCACGAUCCCAUCAUCAUACACUUUGAUGAAGACAUUCAGUAGAGGAAGUUAAUUUUUCUACAACUACUCAUAUAUUUUGUAGAGCAAAACUGGUGAAAAAGCUCAUUACAAAUAAAACUUGAAAAAAAUGGCUUACUCCUUUUUCACUUGUUUCAGUUAUGUAAGUUUGUAUUGUAUAAUCUGGUGAGAAAAAAUACUGCCUUUCAGUUAUUAGAAGGUUAACAGUGUUCUUCAAAAGACAUUUUGCAAUCUACCACUAAGUAGCUAGUAAGUAGAAAAGGCAUUAUUUAAAUACUAUUGCAGUCUUUAUCAGUAAAUGGAUAAAACUAGAAUUUCACAGGCAUGGGACUGGCCUUGAAGGUUUAAACUUGACAUCACUAGGAAAGAACAAAUUCCAAGUUGUAGAACACUUGUCAAUACCCCCAGGACAGAGUGACUGUCCCUGCA